Molecule: messenger RNA, 2740 nt
Organism: Drosophila rhopaloa
Lineage: Eukaryota; Metazoa; Arthropoda; Insecta; Diptera; Drosophilidae
Product: mediator of RNA polymerase II transcription subunit 15
Exons: 6
Coding region: 374-2113 (579 amino acids)
Biological process (GO): regulation of transcription by RNA polymerase II
Molecular function (GO): DNA-binding transcription factor activity, RNA polymerase II-specific; RNA polymerase II cis-regulatory region sequence-specific DNA binding
Source: RefSeq, a predicted model, not a curated record
UUUUGGCCUUACCGCUUCCGCAUUUUGUUGGCCAAAAAGCAAAAGCAAAUCGACAGUCGGUAUCUGUCCGCCGAUUUUGCCGUCGCUCCUGCGUCCUGCUUCCUUCCAAAAAUAACAAAUAAUUACUCAAAAUAAUAAUAAGUGGGGGGUGUGAGCAGCGGAGCUUUUGCGUCGACGUCGAGUCAAAAGUGGAAGAGAAGUGAAUCGGUUUCGGUUUCGCAAUACAUACACAAACAAUAGGCGCUGGGAAGUAGACGACGGCGAAUCCUUGGCGGCUCAGCAUUUCCACCGAAUUCGCGUCGAGGAAAAGCGGAAAAUCGGAAAAGCGGAGACCAUUUCGUAUUGAUUUUCAAGUGUGAGCGGCGCCGUUAACAUGGACAAGAUGACGGUUGCCCAGAAGAACGCAUAUCUUGAGGCGCACAUGGCUGUGCAGCAGCAGAUGGCCCAGGCGGCCAUUCAGUUCAAGCAGCAGCAGACUUCCCAGCAGCAGAACUCGCCCACAGCCAACAACAAUAACAACAGCCAGAACAAUGGCAACAUGCAACAGCAACAGCAGCAACAACAGCAGCAACAGCAACAGCAGCAGCAACAACAACAGCAGCAACAUUAUGCGGCAACCAUCAAAGUGCCACAGAUCAGUUCCUCAAGUGUGGCAGCUGCGGCGGCGGGCGAGAGCACCUUCACAGUUCCGGACGACGGGAUGGGUUUCGAGGGAGGUGUAAGGGUCCUACAGAGCCUGGGCACAUGGUCGGCGGCCGAGCAACUGACCUACAACAUCCCCAAGCCGAACCUCAUCCCCUUCACAGAGCCCUAUGUCGAGGGAGGCUCGAUGCACCCCGCGAGUCGACUAAAGGCACUGCAACAGGUGCAGCAGGCAUCCUCGGGGGUCCGCAAGACAAAUCCCUCAAAAUCCACCAACAAGGCAUUCGAAUGCACGGUCUGUGGCAAAGGACUCGCCCGCAAGGACAAGCUGACCAUCCACAUGCGCAUCCACACCGGCGAGAAGCCCUAUAUUUGUGAAGUUUGUAAUAAGGCAUUUGCCAGACGGGACAAACUGGUGAUCCACAUGAACAAGUUCAAGCAUGUGACGCCCACGAAUAUUGCGCCACUCGGAAAGCGUUUGAACAACAUGGUGAAGAAGAAGGAGCAACCAGAUCCUCCGCCGGAGGAUAAUAAGCAAAGUCUAGAGCUUCAGCUACAACAACAGGCGGUCCAGGUGGCCGCCCAGAAUAUAAUUGUGCAAUCCGCUCAAGGAGCGCCGGCGUCGAUUCCCGGGAUCAUCAUCCCGCACCACCAACAGCAGUUAUCCUGGACCUGCGAGCUGUGCGGCAGGAUGUUCUCGAGUCGGGACGAGUGGUCCAUUCACGCCAAGAGUCAUCUGGAGCCGGAACGGCUAGUCGCAGAGUCAACAAAACCAGCAGCAGCAGCGGCGGCGGCAGGAGUAAUUGCUAAGACCACGAGCAGCAACAAUAAUCGCAGCUACCAAAUGGAUUCCAAUCAAAAUCAAAUACAAAUGGAGGCCCAAGCACGCAAGCAGAAGAUAAUCAUACAAAACCAAAUGAUACUCAAUGCCAGUCAUCAGCAGCAGCAGCAGCAGCAACACCCUCAACCGCAGCAACAUCAACAGCAGCAACAGCAACAGCAGCAGCAGCAACAUGUGGCCCACGGCAAGAAGGCAGCCAGAAAGCACCAGCAACAUAUACAGCAGCAACAGCAGCAACAACAGCAACAGACCAGUGCGCCUAUGUACAAUAACAAUAGUAGUAGCAACCACAACGGCAACAACCAGGGCCAAGAAGUGUCCGUGCCGGUGUCGCACAUCAUUGCCAAUUCGCCAACUGCCGCCACCUACAUGCAGGCCCAGUUGAGCGAGCAUGCCAGCAACAUGCAACACGGCAUGCCCAUUGUCACCUACAAUGGGAAUCAGUACUGCGUGAUCACCAGGGCCCCGGAUCUCGAUGUGGAGGCGAUGCAGAAGCCUCUGGAAUAUGGCCAUUCAGCUGCUGGAGCCACCAAUAUAAUAGUUAUGUCGCCGAUGCAACUGCUGCCCCCGCAGCAGCAGCAGCAGCAACAGCAGCCGCAACAACAGCAACAGCAGCAGCAGCCACAGUAAUUCCUGGCGAGGAGAAAGGCCGGGUCAAAAGCCUCGUUGGGGCUUACUGCCACCAGCUAUAAAUACAAAUUGUAAAUAAAGUCUUAAGCAGCCAAGAGCGAACCUAAGUAUAUGUUUAAAAACUCUACCCAGCAAAAAACAAAGUUUGUAAAUGUCAGAUUAUAAAGCAUAGAUCCCACGUGUCAGCGAAGUCAACUCCAAAUCAAAUGUAGUCUAAGCAACCUAACAUAUCCCCCCGCAGAACUUGUAGUACCAUCUAACCCAUAAGGCAGCCACCACACUGAGAUAUAUAUAUACAUGCCAUUUCGAUGCAGUUUUCAGACCCCCCCUCCCCAAAGUAGCAACAACAACUCACAUAGACCCAUAUUCAAACCGCGUGUAUGAUAUUGUAUGUGUUUCUAUGGCAUUGUUUGUAAAUUAAGCUAAUUACGUACACCAAUUACGUCUUCGACUAAAAAACGCAACUUGGGUGGUAAAAAGAAAUAAAAGCGAUAAUGAAAAGAAAAACAAAACAGAGUAGCAGUAGUAGUGUCCAUCAGCAAAGCUCCCCACACAUCUCCCCACUCGAUUCCAAUGGCAAACCAUGUAAAGAUCAAGCGAAAAUAAAUUUAAUUUAAUUAAAUAAAA